Molecule: messenger RNA, 1369 nt
Organism: Coniophora puteana RWD-64-598 SS2
Lineage: Eukaryota; Fungi; Basidiomycota; Agaricomycetes; Boletales; Coniophoraceae
Product: alpha beta-hydrolase
Exons: 9
Coding region: 103-1224 (373 amino acids)
Cellular component (GO): membrane
Molecular function (GO): palmitoyl-(protein) hydrolase activity
Source: RefSeq, a predicted model, not a curated record
GUGCAAACACCUUUGCCGUAUCCGUCGCCUUGGACAACCGGGGGCCCCAAAAGGCCGUUCGUCGGUAAGGCUACACCAAGCUUCAGCUUUAUCAUCGUCGUCAUGUCCAAGUUCCUCCCGUCUCUUGGAACAUUCGCCAAGGGAACUGCAGCGACUGCCGCCGGCCUGGGCACCAUAGGUUGUGGCCUCUUGUAUUAUGGCCAGAACUACCUCAUCUAUCCUUCCGCCUUCCCCCCUGGUGCUCGUCUUGACGUUCCAGUACCGACAGACUACGGACUACAGUACGAAGACCUUGACCUGGUAACAAGCGACGGCGUCACGUUGCGGUCGUACCUACUCCCGCAGAAGAAGAACCUGAACAACUCGCAUGCAGUGGAUGUGCCGCAUCCAAUCAACCAGACAGACGAAGAGUUUGCUUCCACCCGACCGACGGUGAUGAUGUUCCACGGAAACGGCGGGAACCACGGGCACCGGAUACCGCUCGCGAAGGUAUUUCAUGUGCGGAUGAGGUGUAACGUCCUGAUGCUUUCGUAUCGCGGGUAUGGUCACUCGGACGGUUCACCCUCGGAACUCGGUCUUUGCAUCGAUGCGCAGACGGCGCUCGACUACGUUCUCUCGCACCCUUACCUGUCCAAAACCCCGAUUAUUCUAUACGGUCAAUCCAUCGGCGGCGCAGUCGCCAUCCAUCUGGCAUCUAAGAACCCCUCCAAGAUAACUGCUCUCAUCCUUGAAAACACAUUCACGAACCUUCCCCGCCUCAUCCCGUCUACCCUGCCCCUACUCGCGCCUCUAUCGUUCCUGUGCCACCAGAAGUGGGACUCGGCAUCCAAGGUGCCGCUCAUACCGCGGAGCACACCCAUUCUCAUGCUCUCGGGCGUCAAAGACGAGGUCGUACCACACGUGCAUAUGCAGGAGCUAUGGGAGAUUGUAUGUAGGCGCCAGGGCACGAAACGCGCAGAGCAGGAUCAUAUCGGUGAGACUACCGUGGACGGCGACAAACUAGGUGAAGGUACGAAAGAGGAAGGUGCGAGCACGGACACGAAGAAGGAGGAAGAGAGCCGAUCGGGCACGGGUACAGGGGAGAUAGGCUCGGGACUGAGCAAGUUCAUCGAGUACGAGGCUGGGUUCCACAACGACACGUGUGUCCAGCCUGGGUACUGGGCUACGGUAUCCGAGUUUGUAGCAGCCGUGGGGCAGGCGCACGAGCACGCGUCGCGGCUUUAGAAGGUGGCUGGAUGCUAUGGAUUGUGGACGGGCUGGAUGUGGACAUUUGCUUCGCGGAACGGCUAUAUGUUUCGGUUCUUAUCGUCUGUUUAUCGCUAUUGUAUCAUCAUUCUUCCUGUGCAUUAAUGGUUUCUAUCAUCGUCGC